AUGACGGUAGGAACCAAUUUUCUUGUUAUUGUUGCCGAUGAUCUCGGCUUCACCGAUCUUGGAUGCUUUGGUGGUGAAAUCGCCACUCCAAACCUUGACAAAUUGGCCAAGCUGGGGACGAGAAUCACUGACUUUCACACCGCCCUGGCGUGCUCGCCCACUCGGCUGAUGUUGUUAAGUGGCACCGACAAUCACAUUGCCGGCCUCGGGCAAAUGAACGAAUUUGCCCGCAGACAUCCAGAAAAGUUCGAUGGUAAGCCCGGUUACGAAGGUUACCUCAACGACAGAGUGGCUGCACUUUCGGAAAUCUUGAAGGAUGCCGGUUAUCACACAUGGAUUUCUGGUAAAUGGCACUUAGGUCUUUUUAAAGAACAUUGGCCCAUCAAUCGUGGGUUUGAUGAUUCGUGGACGUUGUUGCCUGGUGCCGGUAAUCACUAUAAGUAUGUCUUCCGCGAUGAGAAUGGGGAGAUUCCCAAGUUUUUGCCCCCGUACUACGUUGAUGGUGAUCACGAACUUGAUCCCGAUACCGAGCUUCCCGAUGAUUUCUACCUGACGACAUAUUUCACCGACAAAGCCCUUGAGUUUUUGAAGAAACCUCGCGACGGCCCGUUUUUUGGCUUUUUGACCUACACCGCUCCUCACUGGCCUUAUCAAGCCCAUGAAGAAAUUGUUAAAAAGUACAGAGGCAAGUAUAAUGCUGGUCCUCAACAUUUGAGACAGCAACGUCUUGCGCAGGCAGCCAAACUCGGGAUUGUCGAUCCCAAAACCAUCCCCCAUCCGGUCACUUCUAUUCACAAGGAAUGGGAUGAACUUACUCCCGAAGAACAAGCUACUGAAUCUCGUAUCAUGGAAACAUACGCGGCCAUGGUGGAGAUUUUGGACCGGGAAGUGGGCAGAGUACUUGACUAUUUGGAAGAGACUGGUCAACUUGAUAACACAUUUAUCUCUUUCAUGAGUGACAAUGGCGCUGAAGGUAUGUUGAUGGAGGCUUUACCAUUGACUAGUGGUCGUAUCCACCACAUGAUCGACACUUACUACGACAACUCAUUCGACAACAUUGGUCGCAGGAACCUGUUCGUGUUUUACUCCGACCAAUGGGCUCAAGCAGCCACGGCUCCUCAUUCAAUGUACAAAAUGUGGACAACGGAAGGUGCGAUCGUAUGUCCAUUGAUUGUUAGACACCCUUCUUUCAAAACAGGGGUGGUAAAUGAAUUCACCACUGUCAUGGAUAUUUUACCUACUAUUUUGGACUUGGCCAAAGUCCCCCACCCCGGUAAUGAAUACAAGGGGCGAAAGGUGGUGCUGCCAAAGGGUAAAUCAUGGGUUCCUUAUCUUCAGGGUAAAACCGACCACGUGCACGACGAGAAUACUGUUGUGGGUUGGGAAUUGUUCGGACAACAAGCUAUUCGUCGGGGUCCCUACAAAGCGGUGUACAUUCCGAAGCCUUUUGGUCCAGAAAAGUGGCAAUUGUUUGAUGUUCGUAACGACAAGGGUGAAACUAAGGACUUGUCGAAGGAAAAGCCGGAAAUCUUAGCUCAACUUCUCGAUCACUGGGCAGAGUAUGUUGCUGAAACUGGCUUAAUUGAAUUAGGCUCGGACUUAUUCGAGAAGGAGAAGCUUCAUGAAGAUGACACUGUCGACUACAAAGUGAUCAAAGAUUAA
Diutina rugosa is the source of this 1662-nucleotide messenger RNA. RefSeq lists its product as uncharacterized. NCBI's taxonomy places the organism in Eukaryota, Fungi, Ascomycota, Pichiomycetes, Serinales, Debaryomycetaceae. The coding region runs from base 1 to 1662 and encodes 553 amino acids. Gene Ontology annotation, molecular function: arylsulfatase activity. The transcript has a single exon. The record is from RefSeq and is a predicted model, not a curated record.